GUCACUGAGAGCCCAAAACCAAGCAGGAGGUUACUCCAAUCAUCAAUUGUGCCUUUUCUCGCUUCUAGGGUUUUCAAAAAGUAGUUUAAAAUUUUCUUCUUCAGAGAAUUGGGAAAGUGAGCGAAGACGACGACGAUCGAGCUCAGAUGGCGGUGUUGUCGAUGGAGUCGCUGCCGCUGGGAUUCCGAUUCCGGCCGACGGACGAGGAGCUGAUCAACCACUACCUGCGCCUCAAGAUCAACGGCCGUCAUUCCGAGGUCCAAGUCAUCCCCGAAAUCGACGUCUGCAAAUGGGAGCCCUGGGAUUUGCCAAAGCUAUCGAUGAUAAAGUCGGAUGAUCAGGAAUGGUUCUUCUUCUGCCCCCGUGACAGGAAGUAUCCGAAUGGUCAUCGUUCCAACAGAGCCACAGAUGCUGGCUACUGGAAGGCGACCGGGAAGGACCGCACCAUCAAGUCCCGUCAGUUCAAGUCUGCUACUAAUAACACGGGCUUGGUUGGGAUGAAGAAGACGUUGGUUUUCUACAGAGGCCGCGCUCCCAAGGGCGAGCGUACCAGCUGGAUCAUGCAUGAGUAUCGUCCCACCCAGAAGGAGCUGGAUGGUACUGCUCCUGGACAGUGUGCCUUUGUUCUGUGUCGCCUGUUCCAUAAACCAGAGGAGAAGGCUGAAGUUCUAAAGUAUGAUGAAGUAGACCAACCUGGCUUAUCUCCUACCACCUCUCCUGAUGAGACAUCUUCAGAUAUAGUUCAGGAAUCAGCUACCCCAGAUAUGAAAGGUGGAAAGGAAUCAGAAGGUAUAUCGAGGUGGAAUGACAGUUUUGACCACAUGACCCCUGAUACUCUGACUGUGCCACCUAAUGACAGUUAUAUGGCGGCUUCUGAUGUGGAAGUCUAUGGACCAGAAGACACAAUCUUUCCGGGACAUUAUCAUCUGCCAGGAGAAGUGGGGUUCUAUGAUCCCAAUGAACCCACGAUUGACUGCAAAAUCUUUUCACCAUCGCAUUCACCAUUCAAUGCAGAGCUAGAUUAUGUGGGUUCACCUCUUGAGUUUGGCAAUUAUAACAAUGGAUCGCAUUUUCAGGAUGGCACAUGUGAACAGGAUGUAUACCUCCCAGAGGUGUUCGAUGAGUUUGGCAAUAAACAGUAUGAGAGCUCCUGUGAGGAGUCAACCAGUCAGAAGAACUUGGUUGGGGUCAGUGAGGCCUAUCUAUCUGAUCAUUCAUUCAUGUUGCAAGCCAUACCACCAGAAAACUCAUCGCUGAAUGCUGCAUGGGGUUACGCAGACACCAAAAUGACCGAGCAUAAUCUGGACAUGAGAGCUCGUGGCUUGUCCAAUGAGCAAUUUGAUACUUCCUACCAAGCUGAAGCUCCAGCAUCGAUUUAUGACCAUAAACCUAGAAUGGAAAAUAUCGGUUAUCCCGGUAACUCAUAUGCUGAUUCUGCUGUGUCGAAUAAUUUGGAUGAAUCUACCAAUUGGAAGAAUGGUGAUAACCAUAGCAGUGAUCAAGUUGGUAGACCUAGAAUCAUGAUCAGGUCCCGCCUUCCUCAAGAACGACCAAAUUCGAACUCUGUGAUUCAGGGAGAGGCCUACAGAAGAAUUCGUUUAGCAGUUGAUAACCAUACAAGGGUUUCAAACCAUAGCAAAGAAGAAGAUGAAGGGCAUUCAAUUAUCACCGAGGCCAGAGAAACUGUACAGGAGAGUCUUACCUCUGAUGAACGGGAGGAAGUUCAUGCAAUAAUCGAUGAGGAAGAAGUAACCAGUAGGGAUUAUUCUGCUAACAAUGAUUCCGAUCUUGUUGGUAAAACUGGAAUCAGUUGUAAUACCAGGCAACCUCCAGAGGCAUCAAACUCAGACACACCCGUUACUCAGGGCACGGCUUCUAGAAGAAUCCGCUUGGCGAUGACUAGUUCACCUGGGUCAGUUGCCGAUAGUAAUGUGAGAGAUACAAAGCAUGGGCAAGAAGAUGAAGUGGAAUCUAGUAUUAUUGAGGCCUGCGAAGCCAUAGAGAAAACUCCUAAUCUGAACAAGCAGGAGGUAGAGUGUCAUCCUCUGAAGUUGGAUGCGAGCAGGAAAAUUGCGGUAGAACCCUCAACAACACUGAUUGAUGAGAACAAGAAAACCACUGAAGAAGUCGCAACAAAGAUCAGGUCAAGGACGGGAGGGAAUGAUAAUUCGUUACAUAGCAGCCGUAUUGGGAUGUCAGUGCGUUCCAAGGCAGCAGCAUCUAAAUAUCAUGGCCUGAUUAUCUUGUUCAUUAUUUCAGUUGGGAUUCCCUUGGUUCUAACCAUGUUCAUAGCCUUUAGUGGGAUCUGGAUAUCCCAUUAGAUCUUGACGUUGCAAGGGAGAGGCAGGCAGCAUAGGCCUUUAGUUGGUUCUUUGCAGAAUCUUAUGUAGUUAUGUACAACUUCGUUUGAAGCAGGUGUAUUAGGAUAAGUUGCAUUGUCAUAUGCGUGCAUAUAUAUUAGUUAUAACCGUAGGUUAGAAACAUGUUAGUGUAUUAGGAUUUGGUCCGUGUUUAUGUGUAAACUCGAGUUGAUCGUAUUUUAGUGGACAUAUCGCAUAUAUUAGUUAUAAAAAUGAAUUGUUGUCUGUUUCUAGGUUUC
Rosa rugosa (rugosa rose) is the source of this 2599-nucleotide messenger RNA. Its product is annotated as protein NTM1-like 9. The coding region runs from base 147 to 2321 and encodes 724 amino acids. Lineage: Eukaryota; Viridiplantae; Streptophyta; Magnoliopsida; Rosales; Rosaceae. The transcript has 7 exons. Gene Ontology annotation, biological process: regulation of DNA-templated transcription. Gene Ontology annotation, molecular function: DNA binding. The record is from RefSeq and is a predicted model, not a curated record.